UGUCAUUGCGGCCUCUUUCCUGCCUGACCGGGGACGUCGGUAGCUGCUGCUGCUGCCUGUCAACAUCUGACAGCCCAGAAAGACAUCUGUGUCCGGGGAUUUUAACUGUUUAACUUUGUUUCUGACAGUUAUCCACUCACUGUCCUCCACCAUGCCCAUGUACCAGGUAAAGCCCAUCAGUGGGGGUGAAAUAAAGACUGAUUUACCAACGUGCAUGUACAAGUUACCAAAUAUCCACGCGCAGCAAGGGAACAGCUGCACCUCUGAGCACGCGCUUCAGAAUGGCGAGGUGGACCCAGCAGUCAGGGCUCUGGAGGCCCGACAAGAUGAAAUCAUGAGAAAACUGUACGAGCUGAAAGCAGCUGUGGAGGGCCUUGCAAAGACUGUGACCACGCCGGAUGCAGACUUGGACCUGACAGUCAGCAGCAGCCUCUCCCCUCCUAGCUCCUCAACCUUCAAAGGGGUCACAGACCUGGAUACAGUACUGGGCAAGGACCUCGGUGCCCUUCGUGACAUCGUCAUCAACGCCAACCCCGCACAGCCCCCCCUGACCCUGCUGGUGCUCCACAGCCUGCUCUGUCAACGCUACCGGGUGCUCUCCACCAUCCACGUCCACUCGUCGGUCAGCAGCGUGCCGACACAGCUCCUGUCCUGCCUUGGUCCACGCCAUGCAGACAGCUACGCACGCCAAUUGUUCCAACUGGGCUUCACUCUCAUAUGGAAAGAUGUCCCCAAACUGGAGAUGAAGUUCAGCGUCCAGAACAUGUGCCCCAUCGAGGGUGAAGCCAACGUAGCACGCUUCAUAUUCAAGCUGCUGGCCCCGUAUCCCAGCGACCCUGUGCUCGCCACAUUGGUGGACAACUGGGUCGACACGGCUUUCUUCCAGCUAGCAGAAGGCAGCACUAAGGAGCGGGCCGCCGUCUUGAGGGCCCUCAACUCCGCUCUGGGUCGCAACCCCUGGCUGGCUGGGUCCGAGUUCUCCCUCGCGGACGUCGCCUGCUACUGCUGCGUGUUACAAAGUGGGUCAGCCUCCUCAGCUCCUGCUAAUGUCCAGCGCUGGAUUAAGUCCUGUGAGAACCUGGGACACUUUGGUCCUGCCAAACUGUUCCUAAAGUGACCUGGGCUGAACCAGGACUAAACAAAGUGAGAGAAGGGCAUUAGAAUAUUAAAUAUGUUAGCCUUGUCUGGAACAGCUUCUAAUGCUUCCCUCCUGACUGUAGUGAGUUAUCAAACUGACAGAGACUCAGCUGAAGCAGAACGGUUGACGGUUGAAGUAUUUGUCUCUUCCAUGCUGCUUUUAUAUAACAAAGAGAUUCUAAUAUUACCUUUAUUUUGAAAGGGAGGAAGCAUAAGACGACUGGAAAGACAAGGGCUCAGUGAGGGAUUCAAUCAAAGUACUGACAAAGUUAUCUAACACACACUGUAUACCUUCCACCCACUUUGUGCCUAACAUGAUCCUGUUCUGUGUGUGUGUGUGAGUAUAUGUGAGGUAAAGGGUAUUACUAGGUGUUUUCAGAGGUAAUACUUUGUACCAUUUCUUUUUCUGAACUCAUUAAAACUAAAACUUUGGAUCAAACUUUGAA
This is a messenger RNA of Notolabrus celidotus (New Zealand spotty), 1583 nucleotides long. RefSeq names its product aminoacyl tRNA synthetase complex interacting multifunctional protein 2 (gene aimp2). The record is from RefSeq and is a predicted model, not a curated record. The coding region runs from base 152 to 1117 and encodes 321 amino acids. Lineage: Eukaryota; Metazoa; Chordata; Actinopteri; Labriformes; Labridae. The transcript is spliced from 4 exons. Gene Ontology annotation, cellular component: aminoacyl-tRNA synthetase multienzyme complex.